Molecule: messenger RNA, 2179 nt
Organism: Nematostella vectensis (starlet sea anemone)
Lineage: Eukaryota; Metazoa; Cnidaria; Anthozoa; Actiniaria; Edwardsiidae
Product: keratin-associated protein 4-2
Exons: 2
Coding region: 339-971 (210 amino acids)
Source: RefSeq, a predicted model, not a curated record
UCGCAGUGUAAGAUAAACAAAUUCGAUUGGUUCAGGGGAGUAUUAACCCAGGCAGAUAUUCAACCACUGGGUCUUUUCACAGAUCUUUUGACGGAGUUCGCGACCUCAGUACAGAACACACCGUCUGGAAUAACAGAGGCUCUUAGCCGAAUAUUUACAUUCUAUCAACUUGAUUUCUCAUUACAUAUUCAUGAAAUUUGUUGCUACUUGUCUGAGAGAGAUUUGAGAUCAGUCUCGCUCUAAGCAAAUAACCGAAACUCUUCCUUGUCGUGUUGUGCUGGUAAAAAGGAAGAAGAGAAUUUUCAGGAUUGAAAUGUCAGUAGAGUGCAGUUAACGAGAUGCGGAACAGUGUUGAUUCGUAUCGUGACAUGUGGAGAUACUUGUUGCUGGCAUUAGCCUUCUUCCAGUGUACUCGACUCUCAUUGGCCGAGAGCGAGUCAUGUGAUGAUGGCGUGCUCAAAGUGGGAAAGAUCUGCGUGGGACAAUGCCUCACUAAUACGACAUGCCGCUGUACGGCAAUCACGGGCUCAUCGAUAGAGCACUGCGAAGAGUACUGUUUAGCGGUCAAGUGUCCCGACAUUUAUUGCAAAGGAGGGAAAACAUGCAGGCAAUAUUGCGGACAAGGAGUGUGUGGCAUGCAAUGUCUCGCCAACGAGGAAAGUUGCGUGCAGAAUUGCACAGCCCCUGGACAGUGUGAGGUGCUUAUGUGCUCUGCCAAAAGUUGCACCCAGAGUUGCGCCAAUUGCACAAUGGUAUGCACCGCCGAAGUGGAAAGUUGCAAGCAAUAUUGCACGGGUGGUAGCUGUAAUACGACGUGUAACGCGCGGAGUUGCCGUUGCGGGGAAGCAAGCGAUUGUGAUGCAUCUACAACUAAGCCGCCAUCGACAGACAAGUCUCGCUGCCUGACGAACUCGCUGCUCAGUUUAUUUAUGCGUUUGCUUGUUGCUGUACUACUGAGUCUCGUCUUGUAGAUAGAUGCAGUUAGGACGCAACCAAGACAGUGCCGCCGUAGCCAGAAAGACCAAUGGAGACGCGUACCCAGGAUUGGCAGGGGGGGGGGGGGGGGGUGCGCAGUCAUAGGUAUCGUAUAGAAAAAGCAUAGUAUUUGAAGAUUCCUUAAUAAGAAAUGACCCACUUUUGCCGCCAAGGGGAGGUGCGCGCGUACCCUGCGCCCUGUAUACGCGCUUUCAAUGUAAAUAUGCUCAAAAGAUUUCAUAGAUAGACUGCUAGCCUCUGCUAAGCCGUACUGGCUCCGAGUCUAUUCGUUGUAAAAGCCGACCCAGUGUACCUCCGAUUAGCACGCCAUAGGACCUUCCAUGUCCGAAAACAAACGCUCCCGAAAACUAAAAAAAGCCGGAUUCUUUUUGCUGAUCCUGGUAUUUGACAUUUACGCUGUUUCCUGAAUAAUGACUUCGCAAUUAAUGAGACCAUGCUAAUCGAGUAAAGAACUUUAGCCUUUAUUCUUCGUAAGCCAGAAUUAUCUUGCAAUUGCAAUAGAUAGGGUAUUCGCAAAGUACAAAGCGAUAAAGCUUUUUAUGAUAUAAAUUUGAAAAAAAAAAUGUUAAAGACUAAAAUGAGUAUUAAUGGAGGAUAGAGGAAGAACGUUUUAGGCCCCGGACAAACACUUUUCUUUCAUGUACCAUUUAAGUAAAAAUACAUUCAAAUGAAGAUGACAAUUGACUCCGUCCAUUUGUAUGCAUUUGGAACGGUACAUGAAAAGAACGGCGUUUACCCAAUGCCUUAUGGGAGAAACAACGUCAAAAUUAGCUAGCAUAUUUACGUCUGAAACGGAUGUUAGACUGAUAGCUACAUAUCACUGAAAAAAUAAACGAAUAAUGAGGAUUCUGCAGAUUUCCUGUCAUUAAGUGUAGCGUUAAUUUCUAUAAGGGAACGCUAAAAUAUUUAGCUGGCAUUAGAAUGAGCGAGAAAAGACUCAUUGGGCCGUUUGCAGAAACCUGUAAACAAAAGUCUUUCUGCUACAGAUCCGUUUAACAGAUAUUUGUACUACUUUUAUUUACAAUAUUUUUGCAAAAAUCAGCAAUAAUGGAAAAUAAAUAAAACCUAUUAUUAGGGGCUGGCCUGUAUUGGGCCAUAUAUAAAAAUAAUCAAAAUAACACUAAAAUAACAGAAAUAAAAUAGAAAUGAAGACAUGAAUUCAGUAGAAUAAAGAGUGUCCAUA